AUGGUUGGCCUAGGUCCUCGCGCUCCGCCCUCUAGAAAAGCCGAUGUUCCCAAGGACACCAUGGAGGCGAUCCGGAACAUUGAGGAGCUCUUUACGGUCGACACUGCCAAGCUCAAGGCCAUCACAGAGCACUUCGUCUCCGAGCUUACCAAGGGCCUCACCAAAGAGGGUGGCAGCAUUCCCAUGAACCCUACUUGGGUCAUGUCGUAUCCCGAUGGCAAUGAGACUGGCACCUUCCUCGCCCUCGACAUGGGCGGCACCAACCUGCGCGUCUGCCAAAUCACCCUUACAGAUAAGAGGUCCGAGUUUGACAUUAUCCAGUCCAAGUACAAGAUGCCUGAAGAGCUCAAGACUGGCAAGAGCGAUGAGCUGUGGGAGUACAUUGCCGACUGUCUCCACCAGUUCCUCGAAACCCACCAUGGUGACACCAAGAACAUUGGCACCUUGCCCUUGGGGUUCACCUUUUCUUACCCCGCUACCCAGAACUACAUUGACGCGGGUAUCUUGCAGCGAUGGACCAAGGGCUUUGACAUUGACGGCGUCGAGGGCCAGGAUGUCGUUCCCAUGUUCGAGGCUGCUCUUGCCAAGCGUGGUGUUCCCAUUCAACUGACUGCUCUUAUUAAUGACACCACCGGAACGCUCAUGGCCUCGGCCUAUACUGACCCUACCAUGAAGAUUGGCUGCAUCUUCGGCACCGGCUGCAACGCCGCGUACGUCGAACACUGCGGUUCGAUCCCCAAGCUUGCCGACAUGGGUCUACCUGAUGACAUGGAAAUGGCCAUCAACUGCGAGUGGGGUGCCUUUGACAAUGAGCACAAGAUUCUACCCCGUACCAAGUACGAUGUCAUCAUUGAUGAGGAGUCACCCCGCCCUGGCCAACAGGCGUUUGAGAAAAUGAUUGCAGGUCUCUACCUUGGCGAGAUUUUCCGCCUUGCCCUUGUCGAUCUGCAUAACGAAAAGCACCUCUUUCAGGGACAGGACAUCAACUGUCUGCGCAAGGCCUACAGCCUCGACGCUUCGUUCCUUUCGGCUAUUGAGGAGGAUCCUUUCGAGAACUUACAGGAGACGUUCGACCUGUUUGCAAACAAGUUGCAAAUCAAUGUCACCGGCCCCGAGCUUGAGCUGAUCCGCCGCCUCGCUGAGCUGAUCGGUACCCGCGCCGCCCGUCUCGCUUCCUGCGGUGUCGCUGCCAUUUGCAAGAAGAAGAACUUCAAGACCUGCCACGUCGGUGCCGACGGCUCCGUCUUCAAUAAGUACCCUCACUUCAAGGCUCGUGGAGCGCAGGCCCUGAAGGAGAUUCUUGACUGGCCCGACAAGACUGAUGCCAAAGCCGAGGACCCGGUUGAAAUUCUUGCCGCCGAAGACGGCAGUGGUGUCGGUGCCGCUCUGAUUGCCGCCUUGACCCUGAAGCGUGCGCAGCAGGGCAACCUGGCGGGCAUUCUUCACCCGGAGCGCUUCAAAUAG
Cordyceps militaris CM01 is the source of this 1464-nucleotide messenger RNA. RefSeq names its product hexokinase. The record is from RefSeq and is a predicted model, not a curated record. Bases 1 to 1464 code for a protein of 487 amino acids. The transcript has 6 exons. Gene Ontology annotation, biological process: glucose 6-phosphate metabolic process; intracellular glucose homeostasis; glycolytic process. Lineage: Eukaryota; Fungi; Ascomycota; Sordariomycetes; Hypocreales; Cordycipitaceae. Gene Ontology annotation, molecular function: D-glucose binding; mannokinase activity; glucokinase activity. Gene Ontology annotation, cellular component: mitochondrion; cytosol.